Messenger RNA from Perkinsus marinus ATCC 50983, 291 nucleotides. RefSeq lists its product as hypothetical. The coding region runs from base 1 to 291 and encodes 96 amino acids. Lineage: Eukaryota; Perkinsozoa; Perkinsida; Perkinsidae. The transcript is spliced from 3 exons. The record is from RefSeq and is a predicted model, not a curated record.
AUGCAUGGAAGUGUAGUGCACAAUUAUAGUCGUGCUGGUCGCAUAAAGUCAUCAAUCAACGAAGAGCAAACACCCGUAUGGCACUACUAUACACUGCCUGAUCUCACGACUGGUCGUCAUCGCCCCCGCAACUUCAAGCCUCGAGAUGAACGUGUGUCAGUAGGAGUACAGACAUACAAGGCCGAUCGAGAAGUGACUAUUGAAGUGGACCCCCGCACUACUGUCAGGGGCUUGCCCAAUAUUGUUGAGGAUGUUAUUAAGCUAGUCGCUACACUAAGUGAGUUGUUGUAA